UCGUCUCGUCACAUAACCUCGCGCAUCUCGCGGCACGACCGUGCCAAACAUCCUCGUUCUUUUCGUUCGAGCAGUCGCACUAUAGAGAAUACGUCUGAUGAAUCGGAGGAUGAAUUGGCGCGAAUUCGCGCGCGAUCGAGGUUUCCAGAUACAACCAGAUUAGAGAAAAACGACAUAACUAUCGUCACCAAACACGCCUCCGGGGACACCGACCAGAAGAGCGUGUCAGUCACAUCUAUAAUACAGAACAGGACUCUCAGGCCAUAUGGUUUUAGCUUUAGCGAAAGGUGUAGGAUAAGAAAUAACUUUUUGCCUAAUAAACCACAUUUCAUACACGAGUAUGGUUCGAAAGUAUUCUGCGGUUCAUAUUCUAAGGGUGGAGAAUUCUUCAUCACUGCUACUCAAGAUAAGUGGUUGUACAUAUAUCAGACACACAACGGUAAUUUUAUCUUGUACAAUCGGAUGCUAGCACACGACGUUGGCUGGAGUGUUUUAGACAUAGCGUUCAGUCCAGAUGGUAAACAUUUCGCGUAUUCGAGUUGGGCGGACUGUUUGUAUCAGUGUCAAAUAUCAGGAGGCUCUUUGGAAACGUUACCAUUGACCCCGGGUGUACGGCGAUUUUGCGUUUUCUCCGUGGCUUUUUCAAAUGACGGCACGGAAAUUCUGGGUGGUGCCAAUGACCAAUGCCUUUACAUAUACGAUCUCGAGUGCCAGCAACGAAUCUUGCGGUUUGAGGGUCACGACGAAGACGUAAAUAGUGUUGCCUUUGCGGAUGACAGUUCACAAAUUUUUUAUAGCGCCAGCGACGACGGAUUAUGUAAGGUAUGGGAUAGGAGAAUGUUAAAUGAAUCUGAUCCGCGUGCAGUUGGAAUAUUGGCAGGUCAUAGAGACGGAAUCACAUACAUCGAUUCGCGUGGUGACACACGAUAUUUUAUAACCAAUUCUAAAGAUCAAUCCAUCAAGCUGUGGGACACGCGCGUGUUCUCCACUUAUAGAGCUCAGCAAAAUGCUCGCCAGCUUAUCGAGCGUCAAGAUUGGGACUAUCGAUGGCAGCCUGUACCUCAACGAUUAUGGGAACGAGGCUCCUUAGAUGGUGACACCAGUGUCAUGACGUAUUAUGGUCAUUCGGUCCGUAAGACUUUGAUACGUUGUCGCUUUUCGCCGCCAGACAACACUGGGCAGAGAUACAUUUACACGGGGGAUUCGACAGGUCGAUUUAUCAUAUACGAUAUUCUGACGGGAAAGAUAGUACGUAAGAUAAGAGGUCACACGGGAUGCGUGCGCGAUGUUAGCUGGCACCCCUUUGAUCACAACUUUAUUACCUCAUCUUGGGAUGGUAAAAUAGCCAAAUGGGAAUAUUGUGAAACCUACGACACGAUGAACGAAGAUGAGCAACGGCCUCCGCUACGACGGAGUGAGAGAAUAGCUGCACAAAAGAGAGCAAGGGCGUUUAUCGUAAUGUGAGGUAUUUUAUUUUCUAUUGUUUUCCUUUUCUCUUGUUUCGCAGCAAAUCUAACGGUCGCGAUUGCUCAGAGAAAAAGAAGAAAAUGUCUGUCGGGAAGAACCUUGUCCAUUUUUCAUGCAGUUCGCCAUGAAUACAAAACAGACAUUGUACAAGACUGAACGAUAAACGUGAUUUUUCUAUCUAUCUUUACCGUUGUGCUCGCAUAUUUUACGAGAUUUUUGCUGCGAUAGUUUUCUUUACGUUGAUGCAGAUUGAAAAUAGCUGUUCGAUCUGUUUCAAUGAUACGAAUAAUCGAUUUAUGUGAGACAUAGAGAAUCUCCUCCCUUCCUCUUAAAAUUAUAGAUUUUAUAUCAAAAUGUUUUCGAAAACCGAAUGAUUAUCAUCUAAUUUUUAUGUUUAUUACGUGCUAGCAAAAUGAUAACAAGACGAUUCCGUCUCGUUAUCUUUGACAAGUCAUAUCUUAUCUCAUCAAACGUUACUUUAAUUGAUAUAAAUCGUAAUUGGUUUUCAUUCUUACGAGAAAACACGCAAAUUCUACUUAAGUGUUUCUUUUUUUUUCCCCAAGUUUGAUACUUAAGCCGUUCAGAGCUCAUCAAUCUUGGUAAAAGAAAAGGAAACGUAUGCUUGCAUAUGCUUUCUUAGAUUGACAUUGUAAUCUCAUUUAGAUAUUACAUUCAAUUUGAUUGAUUUGAAUUGGAUUAAAAUUGAAUUAAAUAAUUAUAAAUUUCGGAAUUGUUGCCGAAAAUAAUCUCUUCCAUACAAUUUGCGACUUUGGAUCACCCCAUUGCCCGUUUCUAGUUGUAUAGAGAAAUUAAACAGUGUAGUUGUAAUUACACUUGUUAUAGAAAUUGCGUAUGUAUAAUUAUCGAGGUCGGCAACUGUUUCAUCGUUUCAUGCUAAAUAUUAAGGGAGAUUUCUUCGUAACUGUAAUAAUAUUUUUUGCAGAGGUAAAAAGAAAUCCGGCGCGUUUAUAUUAAACGCGACGAAUCUUUCGCACAAUCAAAACUUGACUUAAAAUAAAUGUAAUAAUUUGCGUUGUUUUCUGACGCAGAAUGAUGUACAGUCGCAAAGCAAUCUCCUCAUUCUGUGAUACACAGUGAUACUUAUCUUAAGAAUCUGUAGACAUACAUAUAGAAACAAUUUUCUCAUCGCGCGAAAAAUUUCAUUAUUGUGAUAUUAAAAGAACGUUGUUCUAACUCCUAACGUAUGAAAUAACUCGAUUGAAUCGUUUUAGUAAAUUAAUUUAAAAUUGUUGAAAUGAUUGCGCGAUGAGAAAGUACCGCUCCUCCCACGGGGAGAGGGUCUUAUUAAUUAAUUAAUUAAUUAAUUGACGAGAAAUAAAGGACAAUUGAAGCGAUUCGCGAAUUGCUGUUGAUUAAUUAAUUAAUUAGGAUGAUCGGGGCGAUCCAUUAUUUUAAAGCAAUUGUAACCUGUACCGCAAUUAAUUGCCAUUUGAUGUAAUUUUUUAUCUCGAAAAUGUAACAUAUUGUUGUUUUAAUAAAAUAAGGCCAUACGGCUUGGCGUUUUAAUA
This is a messenger RNA of Solenopsis invicta (red fire ant), 2996 nucleotides long. RefSeq names its product DDB1- and CUL4-associated factor 11. Gene Ontology annotation, molecular function: protein binding. The annotation marks the transcript as partial. Gene Ontology annotation, biological process: proteasome-mediated ubiquitin-dependent protein catabolic process. The record is from RefSeq and is a predicted model, not a curated record. Gene Ontology annotation, cellular component: Cul4-RING E3 ubiquitin ligase complex. The transcript has 9 exons. NCBI's taxonomy places the organism in Eukaryota, Metazoa, Arthropoda, Insecta, Hymenoptera, Formicidae.